AAUACUGUUACUAAAUUAGUAGGAUCAAAACUGUUUAGCAGUCUUAUAGUAAAAACAAAGAUCUUAUUAUUAUUUUUUAAUCAAAUUGAUUCUGAUAUUGCCGUUGAUCGAGAGGGUGCCCCAAUUUCUCCCCCACACAAAUUUCAAAAAAACCCAAAUUAUGUUGUAGAAAUUGACCACCUUGAACACAAAAAGAUUGAGCCUAAAGUGGCCGAAAAAAAGGAGACUACCGCUACUAAUGGUGUAAAAUCGUUAUUCGCAAGAGGUCUUAUAACCUUAGUAAACAAAGUACGCAUUUACACUAAAUUGCAAAUCACAAGUAUACCGGAAUAUAUAAUUGCCGGUGGUUUAUCCGCAGCAUUAGUAAUGGCACCAGUUAAAAGUGUUAUUACAAAUUCAAGAACUGGUGCUGCGUUGCUCCGAGAUGGUCCAGGAUCAACUGCCUAUUUCGGAGCUUAUGAACUUACAAAAGACUUAACAACUCGACAUUGA
Molecule: messenger RNA, 492 nt
Organism: Dentiscutata heterogama
Lineage: Eukaryota; Fungi; Glomeromycota; Glomeromycetes; Diversisporales; Gigasporaceae
Source: the annotation of a GenBank genome assembly